Messenger RNA from Lachancea sp. 'fantastica', 894 nucleotides. The record is from the annotation of a GenBank genome assembly. Lineage: Eukaryota; Fungi; Ascomycota; Saccharomycetes; Saccharomycetales; Saccharomycetaceae.
AUGUUUUCGCAGAAACAGGUUGACCAAUUCAACAAAGAUGGCUUUCUUGUCGUACCUAACUUCUUGUCACAGUCAAAAUCCCAACAUUUGUUGCAAAAAUCGCAUGAGUAUCUCCAGCAGUUAGAUCUUUCUAACCAUCCGCUAACUCGAUUCAUAACGAGCGAUAAAAGUCAUCUGGGAGACGACUAUUUCCUCAACUCGGCAGACAACAUAUCCUUCUUUUUCGAACCGGAUGCCUUCGAUGAAUUUGAUGGGAUUCAAAAACUUGUAAAGCCAAAAGAGAGGGCCAUCAAUAAGUUUGGGCAUGGCCUUCAUUUGUGUGAUUCGGGAUUUGCUGCAGUGACUAGCGAAAACCCGGAUGUGUCAGAAAUUGCAAAGGGUCUUGGGUUCAAGAAACCCAGAGCUUUGCAAUCGAUGGUCUUAUGCAAACAGCCUGAAAUAGGUGGGGCGGUGCCCUCCCAUCAAGACAGCGUUUUUUUGUAUACUGACCCCACAAGUGCAGUAGGUUUUUGGAUUCCCUUAGAAGAUGCAACGCACGAAAAUGGAUGCCUCAGUUUUGCUCCCGGCUCGCAUCUUGACCACCCUAUCACCAAACGAUUUGUGCGUAAAUUCAACAAAGACACCGGUGAUCAACUUGAGGGCACCGAGUUCAUUAGUUUGGACAACGGAGACUCGAUGGAAAUGGGGAUUCCGGACGAUGACAACCUAAAAUGGGUGAGCGUGGAAUGUAAGGCGGGCGAUCUCGUUUUAAUUCACGGCUCCGUGCUGCACAAAAGCGAGACCAACACUUCGAAGAAAUCGCGUUUUGCAUAUGCUUUCCAUUUGAUUGAGGACACCGCUGUAUACGAUGAGUUGAAUUGGCUUCAAUCGAAUGUCAAGUCGAUAUUGUACUGA